GCUGUUAAUUGCUGUUGAUUUUAUCUCGCAUGAAGAGAGUCGUCCUUAUUUCAGUGGCGGUUUCCUUGUCUGCCGCUCAGUUCCCUGAUGAGAAAAUUUGCGUAGAUAGCAAUGUUGGAAAAAUUGAAGCUGAAGAAAUAGUAUCUCUUUUGAAUAGCAACCGCUCGGCCAAUAACACGAAAGACAUAUCAUGGGAUUGCGACUUUGCAGACUUAGCUGCAAAUAUUCUCAAAUCGUGUCCAUCUAGUGAUGAAAAGCCUCUGAAUACCACAUAUCGUUAUCUUCAUCGCGUGGAUUAUGGUGAUUACGAAACCCUCAUGACAAUACUGCAAAGAAAUCUCGAUCUACAAAACUAUAACAUCGGGGACUAUCAAUCUUCUUACAGCGAUAGACUACGAUCAGCUGAACUUCUGAUGAGCCCAAAAGCUACGAAGAUAGGAUGCGACGUACGACGAUGCAGGGGCAAUGUAGAUGUGCUCUGCAUAACCGAUGAGCCGGCUCAUACUAUUGAAACUUCUACUACCACUACUACUACUACUACUACUACUACUACUACUACUAUUACUACUAAUACCAUGGUAACUGACACAUUUACGACAAAAGCAAUUCAGCGAACUGGUCUAGAGGUGGAGCCUAAUGCGUCUACGACUGCUACAUACUGCAGCGGUGGCUCCUUCACAGAAGACGAGAUCAACUGCCAAAUUCUUUCCAUCAUAAAUCACAAGCGCUUCGCCCUUGCCAGUGGGAUGCAAUGGAACGGGUGGUUCGCCGCAGUAAUGGCUGGAAGCAGUGCGGAGCGCUUACCACCAGCUAAAAACAUGAAUAAAUUGGUCAGUUUAUAA
Messenger RNA from Cylicocyclus nassatus, 842 nucleotides. Lineage: Eukaryota; Metazoa; Nematoda; Chromadorea; Rhabditida; Strongylidae. The record is from the annotation of a GenBank genome assembly.